Talaromyces stipitatus ATCC 10500 is the source of this 927-nucleotide messenger RNA. RefSeq names its product conidial hydrophobin Hyp1/RodA. Gene Ontology annotation, molecular function: structural constituent of cell wall. Bases 139 to 597 code for a protein of 152 amino acids. The transcript is spliced from 2 exons. Gene Ontology annotation, cellular component: fungal-type cell wall. NCBI's taxonomy places the organism in Eukaryota, Fungi, Ascomycota, Eurotiomycetes, Eurotiales, Trichocomaceae. The record is from RefSeq and is a predicted model, not a curated record.
AUCAUCAUCAUAAUCACACUCUCUCAAGCAUUCUCUUCUUUGCCGAGCAGUCUUCCAGACAAGCACUCUUUACUUUUAACCGAAUUCCUUAAGAACAUUCGUUCGUUUUUUCCCAAAAACAACCCAACAAAAAUCAAAAUGCAGUUCACCACCGCUCUUCUUGCUCUCGCUGCUACCGCAGUUGCUCUUCCCAACGUUGGUCCUGCUCCUGGCAAGGGUGCUGAGGUUGGAAAACAGGAUGCCUUCUGGCCUGUUAGCGACAACGUGACCGUCGAGGAAGCCAAGGCUGCCUGUGGUACCGACAACCAAAUUGCUUGCUGCGAUGAUACCACCUUCACUGGUGACCAGGUUGAGGUUGCAUCUGGCCCUCUUGCUGGUGCCCUCAAGGAUCUCCUCGGAGGAAAGAAUGGUGCCAAGGGUCUCGGUCUCUUUGACAAGUGCUCCAAGCUCAACAUCGAUGUCCUCAUUGGUAUCUCCGAUCUUAUCAACAGCCAAUGCAAGCAGAACAUUGCUUGCUGCCAGGGCAACACUGCCGACUCUUCUGGCGACCUUAUCGGACUCAAUGUUCCUUGCGUUGCUCUUGGUUCCCUUUUGUAAAGGACUCUUAUGUACAACUAUUCUGUCUCCUUUCAUCUCUUGUCACAUUCUAUCAACCUUUCUAAUUGAUUGUCAUGUAUCUCGCAUUCAAUGUUGAAAAGCCGGAAAAGGGAUUGUGAAGGAUUUCGGAUUGAUGUCACAUUGAAAAAGGGGUUUCCUUUUACAUCUACUUUUUUGUUUCUAUCACUUGUCUUUUUGUUUCCCUCGCCUGUUAGGUGUUGGGUGGUAUAAAUGUAAUAAAAGAUUGUUUCGGCAUAAUUGGGAACUCUAGACUUUUGCUUUCAUGCUGUUAGUUAUAAAGCACACGCAUAUUCAAUAUAACUCUUCGGU